AUGAUGAAAGCCGUCGAAGUCCUGGGCACCAAAGCCAAUCCCGAAGUCACGCUCAACCCCGCCGUCCCCCAGCCAUCACCAAAAAAUGGUGAGAUUCUCAUCAAGGUCCACGCUGCGGGGCUGACCGGAGACGAAAUCACCUGGUGGGAGCUGUGGGAGCAUCCCAUCCGCAUUCCGGGCCACGACAUCUCUGGAGAAGUCGCUGAGCUGGGACCGGAUUACAAAGGAGACCUGAAGGUUGGAGACGAAGUUUACUCGAUGAUUCACGGAUGGAGGGGGCUGGGACAAGCAGAGUAUGCCAUCGUGGAGAGCGAUGAAGUUGCUAGGAAACCAAAGUCUUUGACCCACGCUCAGGCGUCUGCGCUGCCAAUUCCUUUGCUGACUGCUUGGGAAUCUAUUUUUGAGCGCGCCAAUUUACAGAAGGGGCAGAAACUCCUUGUCACUGGAGCUUCUGGGGCAGUGGGCGCCAUCGUUGUGCAGAUGGCCUCUCGACUGGCUGGCGUUGAAGUUGUUGCUCUCGCGAGCGCACAACACCACGAUUCAUUAAAAGCACUCGGCGCCAGCCAAGUUGUUGAUUACAACACCCCUAAUUGGGAGGAUACGGUCUCAGAUGUUGAUGUCGUUAUCGACACCGUUGGAAAUCCAGUCUUGGCCAAAACUUGGAAGACGGUAAAAAGCAAUGGCCACAUCAUCACAGUGGGACAGCCUCCUGCAGCAUGGGAGUACGGAAAGGGUCGACCUGAAGAGCUGGACGAUUUCCCUAAUGUGAAGUGGCUCUUCUUCGUUGUCACGCCGAAAACUGAAACGCUGGAGAAGGUGGCGCGAUUGAUCGAUGAAGGGACGAUUAAGCCUAUUGCCGUUGAGGUUUUCCCUCUUGAUCAAGUGGUUCAGGCACAUAAACAUGCUUCGAUACGGAACAGAAAAGGAAAAGUCGUCAUUGAGUUUGUACCUGAAAAGAAUUGA
Trichoderma virens Gv29-8 is the source of this 963-nucleotide messenger RNA. RefSeq lists its product as uncharacterized. The record is from RefSeq and is a predicted model, not a curated record. NCBI's taxonomy places the organism in Eukaryota, Fungi, Ascomycota, Sordariomycetes, Hypocreales, Hypocreaceae. The coding region runs from base 1 to 963 and encodes 320 amino acids. The transcript has a single exon. Gene Ontology annotation, molecular function: oxidoreductase activity.